This is a messenger RNA of Rhizophagus irregularis DAOM 181602=DAOM 197198, 2364 nucleotides long. Lineage: Eukaryota; Fungi; Glomeromycota; Glomeromycetes; Glomerales; Glomeraceae. The record is from RefSeq and is a predicted model, not a curated record.
AUGACAUUAGGAGUUCGCAGUAUCAAUGCGAGAAAAGCAGGCAAGUGGGAAUUAUUUGAAUGUUCAGUGGAAGUAUGGCCACAAGAGCGUGAGUUAAAUCAUAACCGUGAACGUGAUCUAGAGGAAGAUUGUGAUUGCCAAGAGUCAGGUGGGCCGAGGGCUACAUCUGGAAGGAGAGUAUCCAUGUCUUCCACAAAUAUGACAGAGAUUUUUGGCUUCAUCAGGAGAGUGCCAGGAAGAUCAGAAGGAACGUUGGGUUUAGGGUCAGAGGCAGGAACAGAGGGAGAAGUUAUGUCAACGUUCAUAUCAUCAGCAGAGACAUUACGUGUUAGUUUAUUUGGCAUGUCAGAAGCGUUAUUAGGAGAUAACGGGCGAUCUCCAGAAGAAGCCAAAACUUCAGGAUGUGGUGGCGGGAUUAGCGAUCAGGAAUUUGAAUCACCAAAUUAUAACGAACCUAUUUUUAUUUGUAACUAUCCAACUAGUUCUUUUAUUACAAUAAUUUAUUAUGAGGUUAAUGGAAAACGACAUGAAAGAAGUUACAACAUUUUAUCAUUGGGGGAAUAUCCUUCAAACGUUAAGUAUACACAGCGUGGUAAAAAGAAUUCUGUUGUCUAUAAAAUUCCAAAUGCAUAUAAAGUAGAGACAAUUUUGGGAGGAUUUCAAAUUAUCUGUGAAUCUAAUUAUUUGCCUAAUGGAAAAAUCAAAUAUUCAAUUGAAUGGAAAGAUAAUAACAACGUAUCUAAAAUUAUUUCAAAUACUCGAUCAUCUUCAGGUGUGGCAAAUGAUUUUUAUAAGCAAACUCAAAAGUUUCAGGAGUUUUAUUGUUUGGCUUUAACAUACCUUGCUUAUGAAGCAAGAGAAAAUAUUACAAAUACUCCUAUUAUAAAUAGGAAACGUCCAUAUACCGAAAUUUCUACAUCACAGCAGAAUAGACGUUUAAAUUUACUAGCUAAGGAUUUUAAAACUCAAUCAAGCAUUAUUUUGAAAAAUAAUAACAUUAAUAAUAGUCAAUUAAGGUUAAUUGAACUUGAAAUUGGUGGAGAAGUAGUAGUUAUUGAUUUUCGAUCUCAUAAUAAUUUGGAUUUUAUGGUUCAUUGUGAUGCUAUACUAAGAGCAAUUGAUGAGUGCUUGAUUUCACGUGAUGGAUAUCGACGUCUUGCAAUGGUUGAUCCAAGAAUUGAAAGAGAAUAUCGUAUUGAAGGGCGAAAACAUUAUAUUAAUGAAGUUAUGAAUUCUCUAAUCCCUAUAUAUGAUUAUAUUAUUAAAAUCCCUUCAUCACCUUCAAAUCAAUCAAAAAAACGUAAAGAAAGAGAAAAUGAUAAUAUAGAAGAUCUUGGUUCUUCUAGUAAUAGUGGUUCUUCAUCUAUUUUGACUCCUGGGGAUACAGAUGGACAUAUUGUAACUCAUCAAUACUCACAUGUAAUGUUUACGGUAUGUUUAUUAAAUGAAAAAGAUGAAGUUUUAAAACCAAAUGAAAUAAAAGAUGGGUAUAUGGAUUGUGAGAAUAUUAUUUGGCCGUGUUCAAAAGAAUUGCGUGCUGAUAUGAAUCAUUCUUGGAGUAUUACUGGAAAUAAUAAAGGACAUGCAAAUCCAUGCUUAUUUCCUAUGAUUAAAACUGGAAAUUGGAUUCCUGAUGAGUUGCAUGUGAUGUUACGAAUUACUGAUGUUUUACUUGGAUGCUUUUUCUAUCAACUUAUGGAGGACAUAAACCAAUUUAAAAAAAGUACAUCAACUUUAAUUGAACAAGAAAUGCAUCGUAUUGGAAUAACUCAUUUUCAAUUUUAUGAAUCAAAAACAAAAGGUAAAUACGACUGGACUACUUUAAAUGGCGUUGAAAAAUUAAAUGUACUAAAGAAUUUUGAAGUAACUAGAUCUGUUUCUGGUGAUCAUGGUAGGAAAAUGGAAUUUUUAUGGCAUGAAUUUUUACGUUUAUAUUUAUUUUUACGUCAAGAUCAUAUUACUGAAGAAGAGAUCGAUUCAUUUGAACAAGCAGCUAAAAGUUGGAUCUUAAAAUUUUGUGAGCCAACUAUUGGAAAAUCAAAUAGUGCUAAUAAAAAAAAAAAAGGAAUGUUCAAUCCAACUGAUAUUACUCCUUACAUGCAUAUAUUUGCACAUUAUAUUCCUCAAUUUUUUCGUAUUUUGAAGAGUAAAAAUUUACAAUUCAAACAUUUUUCUACUUCCAGUCUUGAGAAAAAAAACCAUAUGCAUGUUUGGGUAUUUUUUGGUGCAACAACAAUGGGAGGUGGAAAUAAAGCAAAUUCUGUUGUUCACAAUAUAUUAACAUAUGAAAACCGGCAACUUUACUUUUUGAUGAACAAUAUACCAAAAUCUAUUGUACAGAAAACAAUUGUUCUAAAAGAAUGA